GGCCCCCUGUCAGGGGCCGUCAUGGCCGGCGGUGGCGGCUCCGAGGCGCGCACCAGCCUUACGGCCUUCGUGUUAGGCGGCUCCGUGGCUGCCGUCCCGCUGCUGCUCUCGGCCCCUCCGCCGGCGCUGGUGUCCGGGCCGGGCAUUCAGGGCCGGGUGGCUCUGGCGCUUCAUGUGGCGGGAAUCAACGCCGCCCUCUUGUUGGGCUGGGGACGAGCGCCAGGCGGGAUGUACCAGAUUGCCAUCCGUGCCUGCUUCUUGGGCUUCGCCUGUGGGUGUGGCUUGUUGCUCAGCUUCGGACAGUCUUCAUGGAGGCAUUUUGGCUGGUACAUGUGCUCUCUGUCUGUCUUUCAUUAUUCUGAAUACUUAGUGACAGCCAUAAACAACCCCAGAAGUUUGUCGUUGGACUCUUUCUUGCUCAACCACAGUUUUGAAUAUAAUGUGGCUGCGCUCUCCUCGUGGGUUGAGUUCACUGUGGAGAAAUUCAUUUUUCCAGAAAUGAAACAGAUCACUUGGCUGAGCUCAGCAGGGCUUCUCAUGGUGGUGUUUGGGGACUGCCUGAGGAAGUCUGCGAUGCUUACAGCCGGCUCCAAUUUCAACCACAUCGUGCAGAAUGAAAAAUCAGAGAGUCACACUCUGGUGACCAGAGGAGUGUACGGGUGGUUCCGUCACCCUUCUUACGUCGGAUGGUUUUACUGGAGUAUCGGGACUCAGAUCUUGCUGUGUAACCCCAUCUGCAUGGUGGGCUACACUCUGGCAUCCUGGCGCUUCUUCCGAGAACGGAUAGAAGAGGAGGAGAUGACGCUGAUCCAUUUCUUCGGGGAAGAGUAUCUGGCCUAUAAAAAACGGGUACCGACGGGUCUGCCCUUCAUCAGGGGAGUGAAAGUGGAACUAUGAGAUCACGGUCUGAUGCUUGAGCGGAACGAAGCAGUGCUAACUAAGCCCCGGGCCAGCUGGUCUCUGCCUAGAGAAUGGGGCCGUGUGCCCCCCCCAGUACAGUAGCGAUCAGUUUCAUUAGCGGUGACUUUCCUGGAGGUUUGUUAAGGGCUAUCUGGAAACUCGGGCUCUCAGUCUACCUUAGACCAACCUAGAGGAAGUCUUUCUGGAUUCUCAAAGCUGCAGUGAACUCUCAAGCCCAAGGCAGAAGGCUGUUUUUUUUUAAAAACAAAUAAAAAGGUCAUCACUGUGUUCCAGGGCAGCCCCGAUGGACUGAAAUGCACCCCAGCAAGUUGUCUCUGAGGACAAGCCCGUGCUUUCAGUAACCGCCAUCACCCUGGAAGGGGUCUGCAUGAGAAGCUCAUCUCACUCUGGUAAAAACUCUUAAAAAAAACAUUUUUGGAUAUAUAUUUUUUUCUUCCUCCCUUCUGAAAGGGCUUUGACUUCUGGGCCUGAUUCCACAAGCACUUCGGUCUCAACUCUCCCAAAGUCGUGCAGUGGCUUGCAGAGGUUCAGCCCUCUUAAACGCAUGACCUUUUUUUUUUUAAAGUCACUUCCAAAAUAACGUUUACCCGAGAGAUCGUUGCCAUCGCAGGCAGACAUUUCCCCGUCAGUAAAAAUGGGGUUUCCUAAACGCCACUCAGCCAAGCUUGCGUGACACCUCACCAAUGAAUGAAAAACACGUCUUUGCAUUUAAA
This is a messenger RNA of Sphaerodactylus townsendi, 1634 nucleotides long. It is a transcript of the gene ICMT, whose product is annotated as isoprenylcysteine carboxyl methyltransferase. Gene Ontology annotation, biological process: C-terminal protein methylation. The coding region runs from base 22 to 897 and encodes 291 amino acids. Gene Ontology annotation, cellular component: membrane; endoplasmic reticulum. The transcript is spliced from 5 exons. The record is from RefSeq and is a predicted model, not a curated record. Lineage: Eukaryota; Metazoa; Chordata; Lepidosauria; Squamata; Sphaerodactylidae. Gene Ontology annotation, molecular function: protein C-terminal S-isoprenylcysteine carboxyl O-methyltransferase activity.